This is a messenger RNA of Heterocephalus glaber (naked mole-rat), 3769 nucleotides long. It is a transcript of the gene Epha2, whose product is annotated as EPH receptor A2. NCBI's taxonomy places the organism in Eukaryota, Metazoa, Chordata, Mammalia, Rodentia, Bathyergidae. Gene Ontology annotation, biological process: axon guidance; ephrin receptor signaling pathway; protein phosphorylation. Gene Ontology annotation, cellular component: dendrite; plasma membrane. Gene Ontology annotation, molecular function: ATP binding; protein binding; transmembrane-ephrin receptor activity. The record is from RefSeq and is a predicted model, not a curated record.
AUGGAGCACCGGGCAGCCCGCGCCUGCCUCGCCUUGCUGUGGGGCUGCGCUUUGGUGGCGGCCGCGGUGGCGCAGGGCAAGGAAGUUGUCCUCUUGGACCUCGCGGAAGCUAAAGGGGAGCUCGGCUGGCUCACGUACCCCUAUGGCAAAGGGUGGGACGUGGCACAGAACAUCAUGAAUGACAUGCCCAUCUACAUGUACACGGUGUGCAAUGUGGUGACCGGUGACCAGGACAACUGGCUGCGCACUAACUGGGUAUACCGCGGUGAGGCCGAGCGUAUUUUCAUCGAGCUCAAGUUCACCGUGCGGGAUUGCAACAGCUUCCCCGGUGGUGCUAGCUCCUGCAAGGAGACCUUCAACCUCUACUACUUCGAGUCAGACAUGGACUAUGGCACCAACUUCCAGAAGCGGCAUUUCACCAAGAUUGACACCAUCGCGCCCGAUGAGAUCACCCGCAGCAGCGACUUUGAGGCUCGCCAGGUGAAGCUGAAUGUGGAGGAGCGCACUGUGGGGCCACUCACACGCAAGGGCUUCUACCUGGCCUUCCAGGACAUCGGAGCCUGCGUGGCACUGCUUUCUGUCCGCGUCUAUUACAAGAAGUGUCCAGAACUGGUGCAGGGCCUGGCCCACUUCCCUGAGACCAUUGCAGGCUCUGACGCACCAUCCCUGGCCACAGUGGCUGGCACCUGUGUGGCACACGCCAUGGUGCUGUCUGGGGGAGAAGAGCCCCGCAUGCACUGUGCAGUGGAUGGUGAGUGGCUGGUGCCUAUUGGGCAGUGCCUGUGCGAGGAAGGCUAUGAGAAGGUGGAGGACACCUGCCAAGCCUGUUCACCGGGAUUCUUCAAGUCCCAGGCAUCUGAGGGCCCCUGCCUGGAGUGCCCUGCGCACACGCUGCCGUCCCCCGAAGGUGCCACCUCCUGCGCAUGUGAGGAAGGCUACUUCCGGGCCCCAGAGGACGCGCUGUCCACACCCUGUACUCGCCCCCCCUCCGCCCCGCACUUCCUCACGGCCAUGGGCAGGGGUGCAAAGGUGGAGCUGCGCUGGACGCCACCGCAGGACACUGGGGGCCGCGAGGACAUCGUCUACAGGGUCACCUGCGAACAGUGCUGGCCGGAGUCCGGCGAGUGUGGGCCCUGUGAGGCCAGUGUGAGCUACUCGGAGCCCCCACACGCCCUCACCCGCACCAGCGUGAUGGUCAGUGACCUGGAGCCGCACAUGAACUACACCUUUGCGGUUGAGGCCCGCAAUGGCGUCUCGGAGCUGGUGACCAGCAGAAGCUUCCGCACUGCCAGUGUCAGCAUCAACCAGACAGAGCCCCCCAAAGUGAGGCUGGAGGGGCGCACCACCACUUCGCUGACCAUCACCUGGAGCAUCCCUGUGCCACAGCGGAGCCGCGUGUGGAAGUAUGAGAUCACCUAUCACAAGAAGGGGGAUGCCAACAGCUACAAUGUGCACCGCACCGAGGGCUUCUCUGUGACCUUGAAAAACCUGGCUCCGGACACCACCUAUCUGGUCCAGGUGCAGGCGCUGACACAGGAGGGUCAGGGGGCUGGCAGCAAGGAGCACGAGUUCCAGACACUGUCCUUGGAAGGAUCUAGCAACAUGGCAGUGAUUGGUGGUGUGUCCGUCGGUGUUGUCUUGCUCCUGGUGCUGGCUGGAAUCGGCUUCUUCAUCCACCGCAGGAGGAAGAGACUCCGUGCUCGCCAGUCCUCAGAGGAUGUUUACUUCUCCAAGUCAGAACAACUGAAGCCCCUGAAGACAUACGUGGACCCCCACACAUAUGAAGACCCCAACCAGGCUGUGCUCAAGUUCACCACCGAGAUCCAUCCGUCCUGCAUCACGCGGCAGAAGGUGAUCGGGGCAGGAGAGUUUGGGGAGGUGUACAAGGGGACGUUGAAGUCGUCCUCAGGGAAGAAGGAGGUGCCUGUGGCCAUCAAGACACUGAAAGCCGGCUACACGGAGAAGCAGCGGGUGGACUUCCUGAGUGAGGCCAGCAUCAUGGGCCAGUUCAGCCACCAUAACAUCAUCCGCCUGGAGGGUGUCAUCUCCAAAUACAAGCCCAUGAUGAUCGUCACAGAGUACAUGGAGAACGGGGCCCUAGACAAGUUCCUUCGGGAGAAGGAUGGCGAGUUCAGUGUGCUGCAACUGGUGGGCAUGCUUCGGGGCAUCGCAUCUGGCAUGAAGUACCUGGCCAACAUGAACUAUGUGCACCGCGACCUGGCUGCCCGCAACAUCCUUGUCAACAGCAACCUGGUCUGCAAGGUGUCCGACUUUGGUCUGUCCCGCGUGCUGGAGGAUGAUCCCGAGGCCACCUACACCACCAGUGGUGGCAAGAUCCCCAUCCGAUGGACAGCCCCGGAGGCCAUCUCCUACCGAAAGUUCACCUCAGCCAGUGAUGUGUGGAGUUACGGCAUCGUCAUGUGGGAGGUGAUGACCUAUGGCGAGCGGCCCUACUGGGAGCUGUCGAACCAUGAGGUGAUGAAAGCCAUCAAUGAUGGCUUCCGGCUCCCCACGCCCAUGGACUGCCCCUCGGCCAUUUACCAGCUCAUGAUGCAGUGCUGGCAGCAGGAGCGUGCCCGCCGCCCCAAGUUUGCGGACAUCGUCAGCAUCCUCGACAAGCUCAUCCGAGCCCCCAACUCCCUCAAGACCCUGGCUGACUUUGACCCGAGGGUGUCCAUCCGGCUGCCCAGCACCAGUGGCUCGGAGGGCGUCCCCUUCCGCACAGUGUCCGAGUGGCUGGAGUCCAUCAAGAUGCAGCAGUACACGGAGCACUUCAUGGCAGCCGGCUACACCACCAUCGAGAAGGUGGUGCAGAUGACCAACGACGACAUCAAGAGGAUUGGGGUGCGGCUUCCGGGCCACCAGAAGCGCAUCGCCUACAGCUUGCUGGGCCUCAAGGACCAGGUGAACACUGUAGGGAUCCCCAUCUGAGCGCCGACCGGGCCUUGAGUCCCCCUGGAAAAAAAUACUUGAAGAAACAAAGUGCCCUUCCUGCCGUCUCCUCGCCGGGCCACCAAGGACCUUAUUUAUUUCUAGCUGUUCCUUAUGGACCACACUGAGGCCUCUACUGGGAACCUGGGAUAACACUGUGGCCUGAACUGGUAGGCUGCUCCAGGAGGCCGGGCCCAGCCUCUUCCCCUGCUGAGCACUUAGCAGGCACCAUCCUGUUCCCAGCAUCUCCCAGGGCAGGAGCCCUGCCAAGUCGGUGGACAGCACAGGGGCCAUUUCUACACUGACCUCCCGUUCCACCUCUUCUGGGAGAAGCCAUCUUGGAAGAUGGAGGCUCGGCCCACGGCCAAGCGAAUAGGGUACCUCAGGCCUCAACCCUCAUGACAAGAGGACGGACGUUGAACUCAGCUCAGCGAGCCCCGAAGUGGACCUCCAUCCCUCCAGUGCCUUUUCUCAGGCCCCUAGGACCUGUCCUCGGCCCUCAUGGGUCAGUCUUUUGCUUUCCUGGGGCCCUCUCAGGGUGCUUGGUUGUGCUGAGGUUUUUUUAACUAUACAUUUUGUACUUUGUGGAGAGAAUGUGUGUGGCAGGGGGCCCCACCGGGGCUGGGGCCAGACAUUCCAGGCUGGGUGGGCAGUGUGCUACAGGAGUCCCUGGCUUUGCCAGCCCACCCAUCUCCACCUCUUUAGAUGACUUCUGUCAGUGUUAAUGAUUUUGUUUUACUGGGUUUUUUUUGAACCUUAAUUUAUUAUUUUUUUAUAUUUAUUGUUAGAAAAUGACUUAUUUCUGCUCUGGAAUAAAGUUGCAGAUGGCUCAAAUUGA